GGACUGUGCAGAGAAGGAUUUAGCCAGAAAUCCGUUUGUGGACUCUGAAGGCUAACAUUGAGCGCUAAGUUAUGAUUUAUGUAUGAGGAGCAAUAAUUUGUGAGUAGUGUUUUGCUACGCCAUGCUUAGGAGAACAUUUACAGCAUUGUUUCUAUUUCAACGUGGUGGUACACCUUACGACAAAAUACAUGAGUUGACUAUUAGUGUCACAAGACAUGAUGAUUGAUAAUACUGACCAAACAUGAAUAUAUGGACUUAAGAAGAACUUGUUUGAAUAGCAUUUGGUUUGGCUUCAUCAUGGAAACAUGCAGAUAUUGGCUGACAGUGCAGGGAAUGAUUCCAGCCAGAUUUAUGUCAUGAAGAAAUAUUCACACUGAUGAUGUUUUGCGUGUACUCUGAAGGCUAAAAUUGAGUGGCAAAUAGUGAUUAUUGAGGAGCAAUAAAUUAGGUGUAGUGUUUUGCUACUCUGUGCAAAGGUGAACGAUCACCGCAUUGUUUCCGAUUCAAGGUGGUGCUACAUCUUACAACAAACUCUUGAGUUAAGUAUCAGUGUCGCAAGACAUGAUGAUUGAUAAUACUGACGUAAGCUCUCGGUAAUUAUUCAUUGGUUCAUCGAGUUAGUUGGUCUCUCAUCAGGUGAUCUGUUGAAGUGGUCUUUGUAUGUAACCAGGACAAACAUUUGUAGAAUUGAAGAUGGGAUCCUGUUACGCCGGUGUGUAUACUCAAAAGAAUGGCACACUGUCACCUGCAGAAGAUUCUCGACUCCCAGUUUCACCCGACUCCAUCGCAAUCCUUGUACAUGGAUGUCCAGAUGCCCCGCCUGAUUCUAAUAAAUUAGACGUUCACCCAACCAUAAGAAGAUUUUGCUCAGCGAACGACGCAAUGCUGGGACCCAACGACGACCUGAUGGUGGAGUUAGAGAGAACACGGAGUAAAGAUGACUACGUUAGGAGGAGACCAGUUAGCAUGAACUAUUCGUCCUGUUCACCAUUCGGCAAAUCAGAGACGUACACAAAAAUCGGUCAACUGGGCGAAGGUUCAUAUGCCAAAGUGUAUAAGGCAAUAAGCAGCGUCAAUCAACAAGUCGUUGCGCUUAAAGAAAUCCGUCUACAACAAGACGAGGGCGCUCCUUUUACGGCAAUCAGGGAAGCGUCGCUCCUGAAGGGUUUGAAGCACGCAAACAUUGUCUGUCUUCAUGACAUCAUCCACACAAAGACAGCGCUCACGUUUGUCAUCGAGUAUGUGCAUACAGAUCUGAGCGCGUAUUUGGAGAAGCACCCAGGUGGGUUGAACCCACACAAUGUCAAGCUGUUCCUUUUCCAGUUGCUGAGGGGUCUCUCCUUCUGUCAUCAGAGGACAAUUCUCCAUCGAGAUAUGAAACCACAAAAUAUUCUCAUCAGUGAAACGGGUGAACUCAAACUCGCAGAUUUCGGUCUCGCAAGAGCGAAGUCCAUCCCAAGUAGAACCUACUCGCAUGAGGUGGUCACAUUGUGGUACAGACCUCCAGAUGUACUCUUAGGAUCUACAGAUUAUUCAACACAACUAGACAUCUGGGGUGUUGGCUGUAUAUUCAUUGAGAUGUUGAGGGGCCAUCCAGCAUUCCCCGGAAUGAAAGAUUACAAAGACCAACUCGAGAGAAUAUUCAAGAUUUUGGGAACCCCAACAGAGGCAAAAUGGCCAGGUGUAACAAGACUACCAAACUAUAAAACAGUAGUGACUAAAGUUUAUCCGCCCAAAUUCCUCUGUGAAGUAGUACCAAGUCUGUGUGUCAGUUACGGAGGUGACGAUCUUGCCAAACGUCUUCUUCAGCUGAACCCAAGAAAUAGAAUAUCAACCACCGAUGCCAUGAGGCAUCAUUACUUCAGUGACUUGCCAACAAAAAUACACGACCUCCCAGAUAUUGCGUCCAUUUUUAAUGUCCCAGGCAUAAAGCUAGAACCUGAGAAAUCAUCCAAGUGAGAGGACUUCUGCUGAUGACUCGCAUCUGUAAGUCUCUCUCUGAUUGGUUGUUCAACCAUCCAAUCCCGCACAGUGUUAUAAGUGCACUCAUCACAUGCUUUCAUGCAUAUUUUGCCGAAGUGCUUUGCUAACGGCUCCUCUGAUUGGUUGACGGAGCGCACUACUGCUACAGCAUCCAAAUAAAAACUGCCGUUCCGAACGCCUGUUGCAACUUGUAAAAGGCAAAUUCGAGUUAGUGAACUCGGCCAAUGCAUUCUGGUGACUGUUGGAGCCUGUCGUAUGAAGUGGCGUGGGUUUAAGUCGGAAAGACGCAUUUACCAGAAGGAUGCAGGAUGGGCAUCAUAGAACAGAAAACGCUAACCAGGAUAUAAUAAUGACAUCGAUGCAAAAAAA
This is a messenger RNA of Asterias rubens (European starfish), 2352 nucleotides long. Its product is annotated as cyclin-dependent kinase 14-like. Gene Ontology annotation, molecular function: heme binding; ATP binding; cyclin binding. Lineage: Eukaryota; Metazoa; Echinodermata; Asteroidea; Forcipulatida; Asteriidae. Gene Ontology annotation, cellular component: cytoplasm; nucleus; cytosol. Gene Ontology annotation, biological process: protein phosphorylation. The coding region runs from base 694 to 1959 and encodes 421 amino acids. The record is from RefSeq and is a predicted model, not a curated record. The transcript has 11 exons.